UUCGCGUCUAUGAGCAGGACAAAGGAGUCCAUUAUCAAUGGUUAUACUGCGGCUUUUAUCUGAAAGAAGUGCUGUGUUUAUUAGCAGGGCUUGCAUCUGGGUAUAUAAACCCUCUUCAAGCCCGGCAACUUUGCUUUCGACCAAACUACCCUUUCUCUCACAUUUCUACUACUUAUUGCCUUCUCCAGUAAUUAUGCUAGACCGUUCAACCCUUAUGCUAAAGCAUUAUGGGACUGAUGAUCCCGAAAAGGUUAAAGCUAUAAUAGAAGAAGACAAGAAGGCGGCACACCGCAUACCAGACAACAAGUUAGUUAAGAUGCCCUUCCCAUAUUAUGCGCCCAGCGACUCUCUUCCUCCAAUACCCACCCCUGAGGAUGUUGAGAACGCUCUAACCCCGGAAUACCUUCGGAGUAACCGCGAAGGUUCCUGGGCAGACGUCUUUCGUAUUAAUACUGUAUACGCUGUUAAAUUUUCUCAAAACAACAAACUUCUACAGGAAGCCGAAAAUCUCCUCUUUCUCCAGGAGCAUGAAAUUAGGACGCCUAAAGUAUAUGCGGUCUUUUCCCACCAAGGAGCGGAUCCUCUAGGCUAUUUGAAGAGAAGACUCAGAAAAACAUGGACUCGUUCCACCCUACCUACGUACUACUACCUAGUUAUGGAUUUUGUUGAUGGCGUUGGUCUCAAUGAUAAUUCGUGGCAAGACUUUACGCUUGAGGCUAGGAUGAAAAUUUACGAUAAAAUCGGUGAACAAGUCCGGUUACUCCGCUCUAUCCCACCUCCGAAUCCAAGUUACUACGGUCGUAUCAAUUACCAGGGAUACCAUCCUUACGAUAUGAUAAUAGGCCCCACCCGAGACCUAGUUGGCCCUUUCAAUACAUAUAAAGCCUUUCUCGACCACCUUUAUAAUAACUUUGAGAGCAACCUUGCGGGCAAACUUACAAGAGACGGAUCGGAGAUUAAAGCUACUCAUCAGCUAUUUUCCUCCAACUUCUUUGACUGCUUUGACGAGUCCUCGAAGAGCGGGGAACCCAAACUUUCACAUAUGGACCUUAAGCUCGAAAACAUGAUCUUUGUACCAUCAGCAUCAAAUCCGUCGAAUCGAGUCGAAGACUACGAUGUCUGGAUAAUCGACUGGGAAUAUUUGUGUUGGUAUCCUGCUUGGGCAGAAGCUGCAGCAGCAAGGCAACAGCUUCCACGACACCACACUGACGAGUGCGUGGAAGCGGAAUGGGGGGUGUCUAGAGGGAUCAAGCCAUUUUACUCUGCUCAGGCACGUUUUUUCGGGGAGUGCCGCUUUGCGUUUGGCGGUACAUUUUGCUGAGGAUAAUGACGCCUCCCCCCCCAAAAAACCCUUCCCCUCCGCCCCCCCAAAAAAAACCAAAAAAAAAACCCGG
Messenger RNA from Trematosphaeria pertusa, 1394 nucleotides. RefSeq lists its product as uncharacterized. The transcript is spliced from 2 exons. The coding region runs from base 38 to 1321 and encodes 427 amino acids. Lineage: Eukaryota; Fungi; Ascomycota; Dothideomycetes; Pleosporales; Trematosphaeriaceae. The record is from RefSeq and is a predicted model, not a curated record.